Fomitopsis serialis is the source of this 1284-nucleotide messenger RNA. RefSeq lists its product as uncharacterized. The transcript is spliced from 4 exons. The coding region runs from base 351 to 1040 and encodes 229 amino acids. Lineage: Eukaryota; Fungi; Basidiomycota; Agaricomycetes; Polyporales; Fomitopsidaceae. The record is from RefSeq and is a predicted model, not a curated record.
UCGGAUUAGCUUCGCUGCAGGGCUGCGGCGUAAGUACUUGCCACCACACUGGAAUUGCAUGCCUGUCCGACUGUCGAGUUUGGAAAGUAUGCUUGAUCAAUAUUUCAAUGUGGAACCUGGCAGCUGUGUGGGACCGACGCUGAUCCAACGCCCAAUCAAGGACUCAGACAGCAGUCCACAGCACGUACUGUCAGGACGCUAUACGUAAUCAUACUGUAGAUCUGCUCCGCCCUGUCAACAUACUCGGAGCGAAGGCGCUCUGACAGUUUAUGCCAAAACUUCAAUUGUCAGUGCAAUAAUGCCGUGACCGUUGUCGUGCCUAACAAAGGCGGCGGCUAACAGGUGUCUGCAUGAACUUGAACCAGGUACGUGCAGCCAAUCUUCAUCACAAUACGGGCUACGGAUGCCAAUACUCAGCGAAACGAAUGAGACACUUGGUCCGAAUCAGGUCUGACUCUCCAGGACCAGCAGUUGUAUACCACUCUCCUGGCUCUGUCAGCGAGGGUCACGGUCCGUCGAUCGACGUCGCUCAUGUGCAAAUCAGUCCUAUUGGCUUAGAUUGCGCCAUCGCCAUUCAGGACGGCGCAGCCAGUGAACGUGGGCUGCUCACUGCUCCGACCGGAGACCGCCUGGAACACGGUAUUGGCAUGACCCACUGCGUUGGCGAGGACGCCUGUCGUGAUCCAUGGGCGGUCUGUCCAAUGCAGCUUGCCAGCAUUCCGAUGACCGGAACCAAUGACCGACUGAAAACUUCGGCGUCCGGUGUAUCUGUCGCGCAAACGUGCGCAGUAUUGGCCCCAUGUCAACUCGCCGCCACGGCACGAGCGACACUUUAUAAAGUGCGCGGUGAUGUGGUGAAUGCGCGCAAUGAUCGUUCAGCUCUUUAUGGUGCCAAUGCGCCAGACCUAUAUACUACUAGCCCUUGCCUACUCCGAAUCUCCGCGACACUGGCACGUCGUUGGUCGAACGAUAACGUGGGGAUGGCGCGUGAAGUGUCUUGCAAGCGCACUGAGUGGUGUCCGGCCGCCUGCGGGACAUGACUUUGUACAUACCUUCCAGGACAGGCUGAUGGAUCGUCGACGGCGCCCAGUGACUGCUAAGUCGGCGGCAUCUGUCAACACCACACUCGCAGUUGUUUGCUGGGAGCUAGUCGUAGCUCGCUAGCUCACCAAUUGAGGUCAUGCUCUACUGCUAAGUAGCAGCUCAGCAGUAGCGGCCUUGUCUCGUACUCACAGGCAGGGCCAUGCAUUGCUAGUUCGCCACGACUUGCGACUAAUCUCACCC